Messenger RNA from Colias croceus (clouded yellow), 2833 nucleotides. Its product is annotated as protein C12orf4 homolog. NCBI's taxonomy places the organism in Eukaryota, Metazoa, Arthropoda, Insecta, Lepidoptera, Pieridae. The record is from RefSeq and is a predicted model, not a curated record. Gene Ontology annotation, cellular component: cytoplasm. The transcript is spliced from 8 exons. The coding region runs from base 108 to 1694 and encodes 528 amino acids.
GUGAACAAAACGGAACAAAACAAAUAAAGAAGAUAAUAUCUAUUAUUCCCUACAUCUUUAAACUUAAUUUAUUUUUGUACUAAUAACUACAUAGACAUUUAAACACAAUGACUACAGAAACUGUGCAAAACGUGACAAAAACAUUUAAGUUUUCAUUUCCAACAUGCACUAAUGAAGAAAUACUCUUCAAAUUGGAAGUGCCGGUGGAGAUUCCUUAUGAAGGGUCAUCUCGGGAGCUAGUUCAGAGAGUCAUAAAGAUGUUCCAUAUACCAGUAUACUUGGAAGACGAAUUAAAUGAAAAGCUAGCCAACUUCAUAGCAGAAGAAACAAAAAACUUUCACAAUGAAAGAGAUGAAAAACUCCUCAACCAAUUAAAAAAUGGGGAACUCAAUAUAGAAGGUAUUAUAAAGGGCUGGGAGAAAUCUUUUAAAGAGAAUGUAUUAGAAUUUGCUGAACAGAAAGGUUCGUCAGAUGAAGAAGUCUUUGCUGCAGCUUAUCAUAAGUUGGUACAUUCACCGGCGUUGGAAACAAUAUUACAAGUUGAGAGUUCUUACGCUAAAACUGUUAUGAAUAUGAUUCAGAAUAGAGAUGAUGAUGUUAAGAAACUUACUGAGAGACAAACAGAAGAAAUGGAGCAAAAAAUACGCCUCCUCAACGUCUCAAGCACAGAGGAGGAAAUCAAUGCGCUUGCGGCUAAACAUUUCGAGGAACAAAGUGUAGCGUCAGGUCGAUGGGAGUCGCAGUUAGACGCGUUACGGCACGCGCAGCGAGCGGCGCAUCGAGCGUGGUUAAUGGCCGCUAUUGAUGAUUAUCAGUUGAACGAGAAUGCUACUCCGAGCAACUCCCCGCUAUGUUCCUUCCCGCCAGAACUACCGGGGCCUUUACAACCAGCACCUCCUCGUCUAGAAGAAAGCUUCACCAUACACUUGGGCUCGCAGCUCAAACAGACGCAUAAUAUACGAUUGGUUGCUGUAGAUAUUAUGGAUCUGUGCUCUGUUAAUAGAGGAGAUAGUGGUACAUGGAAUCGAGUACAGCCAGCUCUAGCGUUAUAUUCAAACGACUUGAGUGCAGUGGUAUUGCUCGCAGACCACAAACCAACCAGAUCUCCUUUAGUAAAAUUGGCUAGAGAGGCCACAGAACACCAUUUUGAUGAUGUGGAAAUACAGUUGAGAGAUAUUAGUGAAAAAGUUUUGGAACCGGCAGAAAAACGCAACACAGAGCGCAUAAACAACAACGACGCGCGUACCAACAAGUGCAAGCACUCGCUGCAGCCCGGCGACGUGUACCUCACGCGGCACAGCAACCUCGCUGAAGCACACCUCGUUUAUCACCUAGUGGUUGAUGAUGAGCAGAUGCGAGCAGGAGACAUAACAUCCCGGCACCCGGCGAUCCUCGCUCUCCGCAACAUAUUGAAGUCGGCGUGUUGCAAUGACGUCACGAGUAUCACUAUACCGCUGUUACUGAGACACGAUCUUACUGAGGAAAUGACGAUGUCGUGGUGCAUGCGCCGUGCAGAAUUAGUGCUCAAAUGCGUCAAAGGCUUCGUUCUAGAGUCUAGUGGAGGUGGUGGGGCAGAAUUGCGAACAUUAACUGCCGCUUUACCGCCUUCUACUGGACCGGCUUUAUUCGCGUCGUUGGCUGAUUUGUUAGCCGCUACGUUUAGAUUGGCGGGGCCUGUGAGACAGGUUAAGUGAGGAAUAGACUAUGAAAAGUGUACAGGGGACUGAUUAAGUGUGAUUUGAAGUACUAGUGGUGUGACAGGGAAAUGAUUUGUUGUUCUGGCUAGUUGAGUGGCAGGGGACUGACUCAGUGUACUUCUACGGCAAGUAGCAGGGGAAUGUAAAUACAUAGUUGUAAAAGUGGCAAAGAACUGAUUUAAAGUAAUAUGAAUCAAUAUUGUAACUGCUUAUAUUUAAUUUGUAAUUAAAAUAGUAAUUACUAAUUAAUGCACUGUUAGUUAUUCCUCGAUAUACUCUAAUAAUUGUUAUAAAUUAUAAUAUAGAUAUUGUAAAAAUAGAUCUUGUGUUUGUUAAUUUUAAGGAAUCGUUAUGAUAAAUAAUUACAUUAGAAUUAUUGUUUCUGUAUAGAAUCUGUAAAUAAAUAAAGUAAUAAUUUAAUAACUAUUUUAUUAAAUUAUUAUUUUAUUAAACAUUCCUAUUAAAGUUAAAUGUAUUAAAUAAACAGUUUGAUUUACUCUCUAGGACAUACAGACAAGAUUAAUAAUAACUAUAUGUUUGGCUUCGAUAUCGAUUGUAGAUCACGCCCCAAGUAUUAAAAAAAAUAUUCAAUGUACAGUUUUGACUUUCCUACGAUUUUAUUAUAUAUGUAAUAUUUAGCCUUGGAUGAACCAUAUUCUUGUUAUAGUUAAUGUAAUGUCAAAUUUAACAGUAUGUAACGGUAAUUUUUACAGUGAUAGCGAAAUGGGUUGUACCAGCGUAUUUUUAGCAUAGAAGUUAUCAGAGUCUCAAACCUAAUUUCAUCUCAUCUUGUAUUUGACGCCUCUGACAAUUAUUUGACGUUAACAACAGCUUUAACGGGUGAAACACGAGCGGUUAUAGUUUAGUGUUGAAAUUUAAACGUCCUCUAUAAAACUGUCAAAUGUCAUAAACUCAUAUUUUCCCUAACUGUUAAUUUAACAUGUUUGUUAUUGCUAAAUCAACAUGGUGCAACCCAGCCUUAAUAAUAAUCAUUCUUUCAAUUUCCUUCGUUUAUAAUCUUAUUUUUCGUAAUUAACUCUGUACUCUAUACUGUACUGUGUACGUACUAAACAUUUGAUGUAUAUUUUGUAUUAAUAUCUGUAUGUAUCUCGAACAAUAAAUAUGCAAUUAAUUUU